Molecule: messenger RNA, 1131 nt
Organism: Salvelinus namaycush (lake trout)
Lineage: Eukaryota; Metazoa; Chordata; Actinopteri; Salmoniformes; Salmonidae
Product: proteoglycan 4-like
Exons: 2
Coding region: 1-1131 (376 amino acids)
Source: RefSeq, a predicted model, not a curated record
AUGAGGGGGAAACUGGAUUUCACCAGCCAGCUGUUCUUCAUCAACCUGGCCAUAUUCCCCACCAGUCGACACCACAACGUCCUAUGGGGGCACCCGGACAGCACCCAGAUAGCACCCAGACAGCACCCAGACAGCCCCAGACAGCACCCAGACAGCCCCCAGACAUCACCAAGACAGCCCCCAGACAUCACCCAGACAGCCCCCAGACAGCCCCCAAACAGCACCCAGACAGCCCCCAGACAUCACCCAGACAUCACCCAGACAGCCCCCAGACAGCCCCCAGACAGUAUUCAGACAUCACCCAGACAGCCCCCAGACAGCCCCCAGACAGCACCCAGACAGCCCCCAGACAGCCCCCAGACAGUAUUCAGACAGCACCUAGACAGUAUUCAGACAGCCCCCAGACAGCUCCCAGACAGCCCCCAGACAGUAUUCAGACAGCCCCCAGACAGUAUUCAGACAGCCCCCAGACAGCACCCAGACAGCACCCAGACAGCCCCCAGACAGCCCCCAGACAGUACCCAGACAGCACCCAGACAGCCCCCAGACAGCCCCCAGACAGUAUUCAGACAGCCCCCAGACAGUAUUUCAGACAGCCCCCAGACAGCCCCCAGACAGCCCCCAGACAGUAUUCAGACAGCCCCCAGACAGGCCCCAGACAGUAUUCAGACAGUAUUCAGACAGCCCCCAGACAGCCCCCAGACAGCAUUCAGACAGCACCCAGACAGCACCCAGACAGCACCCAGACAGCCCCCAGACAGCAUUCAGACAGCACCCAGCCAGUAUUCAGACAGCACCCAGACAGUAUUCAGACAGCACCCAGACACCCCCCAGACAGUAUUCAGACAGCCCCCAGACAGCAUUCAGACAGCACCCAGACAGUAUUCAGACAGCACCCAGACAGCCCCCAGACAGCACCCAGACAGUAUUCAGACAGCACCCAGACAGUAUUCAGACAGCACCCAGACAGUAUUCAGACAGCACCCAGACAGUAUUCAGACAGCACCUAGACACCCCCCAGACAGCACCCAGACAGCAUUCAGACAGCACCCAGACAGUAUACAAACAUCACCCAGACAGCACCCAGACAGCACCCAGACAGCACCCAGACAGUAUUCAGACAGCACCUAG